Messenger RNA from Tympanuchus pallidicinctus (lesser prairie-chicken), 1902 nucleotides. It is a transcript of the gene XYLB, whose product is annotated as xylulokinase. NCBI's taxonomy places the organism in Eukaryota, Metazoa, Chordata, Aves, Galliformes, Phasianidae. Gene Ontology annotation, molecular function: D-xylulokinase activity. The record is from RefSeq and is a predicted model, not a curated record. Gene Ontology annotation, cellular component: cytosol. Gene Ontology annotation, biological process: D-xylose metabolic process; xylulose metabolic process. The coding region runs from base 66 to 1631 and encodes 521 amino acids. The transcript is spliced from 19 exons.
CGGAGCUCCGUUCCGGGGGAAGGCCGGGCUUAAGGCCGCCGCUUCCCUGUCCGGCGGGGUUCGACAUGGCCGCCCCCUGCUUCUUGGGAUGGGAUUUCAGCACGCAGCAGCUGAAAGUCAUUGCUAUUGAUGAACAUCUGAGAGUCAUUUAUGAGGAUAAUGUUAAUUUUGAUAAAGACCUUUCAGAAUUUAAGACUCAAGGUGGAGCCCACGUUCACAGUGACCGACUGACAGUCACUUCUCCUGUGCUAAUGUGGGUCAAGGCUCUGGAUAUGAUUUUGGAGAAGAUGAAGUCUUCAGGAUUUAACUUCUCUCAAGUCAGAGCUUUGUCUGGUGCUGGCCAGCAACAUGGAAGUGUAUAUUGGAAGAAGGGAAGCAUCCAGAUCUUAAAGAAUGCAUCACCCGAGCUGCCUUUACAUCAGUCACUGAAGGCUUGUUUUGCUGUCAGUAACAGCCCCAUCUGGAUGGAUUCUAGCACAGCUUCGCAGUGCAGCGCUCUGGAGAAUGCUGUGGGAGGAGCACAGCGCUUAGCAAAUAUCACUGGUUCUCGAGCCUAUGAGCGUUUUACAGGAAACCAGAUAGCGAAGAUUUACAACCAGAAUCCUGAGGUCUACGCACAAACUGAGAGGAUCUCUUUAGUUAGCAGUUUUGCAGCUUCCCUUUUCCUAGGAGCUUAUGCACCCAUUGAUUACAGUGAUGGUUCUGGUAUGAAUCUGCUGCAAAUUUGGGAAAAGGUGUGGUCAGCAUCCUGCCUUGAUGCUUGUGCACCAGGGUUAGUGGAGAAACUGGGAAACCCUGUGCCAUCCCAUUCAGUUCUGGGAUCCAUUUCUCCAUAUUAUGUUCAGCGUUAUGAGUUUAGCCCAGACUGUAAAAUAGUAGCCUUUACAGGAGACAAUCCAGCAUCGUUGGCAGGGAUGAGGCUUCAAGAAGGAGAUAUUGCAAUUAGCCUUGGCACAAGUGACACAUUGUUUCUGUGGAUCCAGGAGCCAACUCCAGCCUUAGAAGGUCACAUCCUCUGCAAUCCUGUUGAUUCUCAAACAUUCAUGGCACUUUUAUGUUUUAAGAACGGCUCUCUGAUGAGAGAGAGGAUCCGAAAUGAGUGUGCUUCAGGCUCCUGGGAUGAAUUCUCCAAAGCCUUAUCAUCUACUGCUGCUGGAAACAAUGGGAACUUGGGUUUCUACUUUGACGUGAUGGAAAUCACUCCUGAAGCAGUUGGGAUUCACAGAUUCAACAGCAACAACCAAAAGGUUUUGAACUUUCCAAAGGAGGUGGAAAUACGAGCCUUGAUUGAAGGGCAGUUCAUGGCCAAGAGGAUUCAUGCUGAAAAGCUGGGGUAUAAAGUCAUGCCCAAAACAAGAAUUUUGGCUACAGGUGGAGCUUCCCAUAAUAAAAAAAUACUGCAGGUCCUGUCUGAUGUGUUCAAUGCUCCAGUGUACACUAUUGAUACCGCCAACUCUGCUUGUUUAGGAAGUGCUUACAGAGCGAUUCAUGGACUUGUAGCUGAGACAAAUGUGCCCUUGGCUGAUGUUGUGAAAUUAGCACCAGAGCCCAGAUUGGCUGUUACACCAACUGCUGGGGCUGAGGAGGCAUUUGUUUCUUUUUUCCCUUUUAGCUCUAUCGUCCACUCUUGAAAAGAUAUGCGGAGCUUGAACAGAAGGUGAUCUACAACCCAACCUCCUCUUGUCACACAAAAUAACAAGCAAACAAAAUUUAUGAGUUGGCUGCAGAGUGGACUCCCAAAGAGAUCAGAAGAGAUUUGCUCAGAAUUUAGUGGAGUUCUUUAAAUCAUUUUGUUCCUCUUUGUAGACAAAUCAUUGUUAAAUGGCUGAGUUUCAGUAUAUUGAUGGAAAAAGUUGCACUAUGAUUGAAAAUCUAAUUAAAAAAAAAAAUCAUUGUUCUGUG